Molecule: messenger RNA, 2633 nt
Organism: Marasmius oreades (fairy-ring Marasmius)
Lineage: Eukaryota; Fungi; Basidiomycota; Agaricomycetes; Agaricales; Marasmiaceae
Exons: 13
Coding region: 777-2633 (618 amino acids)
Biological process (GO): chitin catabolic process; carbohydrate metabolic process
Cellular component (GO): extracellular region
Molecular function (GO): chitinase activity; chitin binding; phosphatidylinositol binding
Source: RefSeq, a predicted model, not a curated record
CCUCGAACAGCCACGGUUCUCUUCUUCAACUCAAACCAAACGAUAUCUAUCCUGCUUCAGUGCUUCUCGGAGAGUACGAGUACGACCGGAUUGGCAAUUCUAUCGUUUCCAAGCAACCUGCGAGAGAUGCAUUAAGAGGGUAGUUAUCAUCAUCUUUCUCUUUCCAACUACAGGAAUUCAGGCAUGUUGACACAUGGAGCGACCUCAAUCGUAUUGCUACAGAACAAUCACGCCAACUAUCGACUACAGGAAUUCUGACAUAUGGAGUGACAUCAUCCAAAAUGCAGAAAAACAGCUACCGAGGAUCUUUCGAAAACAUACUACCAUGAUGCAUCAGCUGGUUGAGACGAAAGCGACGAGUGGAGAGUGGCUUGGCGUGGAGAUCACCUGUGGGUAGGGUCCAGACUGGUUUUUUCUGGAAUUGGUUGAUACUUUUUCGGUAACGCCAGAUCGAGCUUGAUGAGUGCGACGUCCAUCAGAUUCGAAUUCCAUUGAAGCUUAAAAGCAUAUCAUCGGAGUUUAGGCGGUGGGGCUCGGGAGCCUGUUUUUCUGCAAAAAUGGACAUAUGGAUUGGUUGCUUACAGUCAGUCGAAAUUUGCGGAUUGUUUGUGAUCGGGACAUUAGGGUAGGAUGUGCAGUAUGAUCGAAACAGGCUUCAAACGCCCAGCUAGCUCUUUACGAGCCACAAGUGUACAGGAAAGAAGAGGGAAGUCGCACUCAAUGGUUGUUUUCAUGCAAGCCGUUCAAGGAAUGUAUGAACUUUAGCCUUUUGAAGAAUGUUUACACCAAGUCGAGGGCAGAUGUAUUGCAUGUUCCUGGUGGUAGAUUUCAAUCCGGAUGUCGAUUCCUUUCCAAAGCAUCCAGUGGAAAGUAGCUGGACUGGGCGUACCGGAACAUCAUGCGCAACUUGUCCAUGUCAAUUAUCGCCCCCGAAAGAUUGGAUUGCAAAUACCUAUCGCUCCACCUCGCCCAACAUGGCUCUCUCUGUUACCAUUCCUACGCACACUACUUCCUCCUUCCCAAAGCCUCAUAUUCUCUACAAUAUCCACGUAUCGAAGGAUGGAAAGGCGAAAGUUGUCGACAAACGCUAUUCUGACUUCAUCACCUUAAACAACAGCCUCGCCGUCCAUGGUAUCCCUCUCCCACCUAAACGCAUCCUCGUCACUACCUUCAUCCCAUCCGCGUGGAAGGACGAUACCCUUGUCAACGAACGAAAGACCGGUUUGGCGAGAUAUCUAUCGACUCUCCUUCAGAAAUCCGAAUAUCAGAACCAUCCUGCUCUACUCCACUUUCUCGAACCGUCCAUGUCGUCCAAUGACAUGAGCUUCCAUCCGGAAGACGCUGUACCUUCGACGUGGUUGAGAAAGACGGGAUUGGCGACUGCUAUUGCUGCCAAGGCUAGCGCGCCGGUUGCUGCUGCUUAUUAUCCUGAUUGGAGUGCUGGAAGUAAUCCACCUGAGAAUAUAAACUUUUCAAAGUUUGAUAUCUUGUUUUUCGCAUUCGCGAUCCCGAACCAGGACGGCGGUCUCAACUGGGACUCAUGGAGCCAGGAUAUAUUGAGAAGAUUAGUCACUGCUUCUCGUCAGAGCGGGAGCGGGACCAAGAUCGUUUUGUCUGCCGGCGGGUGGGGUGGAAGCGCAGGUUUCUCCUCUGCUACGAAUAACCAGAACCGAAGCAACUUCAUCUAUACAUUGGUCAACGUCGUGCAUGAUUUUGAUUUGGACGGCGUUGAUAUCGACUGGGAAUACCCCAAUUCCGAGGGAGCAGGAAACCCUCAUUCAUCCGAAGACGCUGGGAACUUGUUACAGUUGUUCCAAGGGCUUCGGACAGCUUUGGGUACCAGCAAGAUCAUAAGCGCUGCUGUCCCUCACCUACCAUGGCUCGGCACGAACGGUCAACCGUUGAAGGAUAUCUCAGCGUAUGCGAAGGAGAUGACGUAUAUCAAUAUCAUGAAUUACGAUGUUUGGGGUGCAUCUGCAAACCCGGGACCCAAUGCACCGCUAAGUGACGCCUGCGGAACGUCCACUCAACCACAGGCCAGCGCAGAAGCUGCAUUUAACCAAUGGACUGCUGCGGGUGCUCCAGCGUCUAAAUUGUUGCUUGGGCUACCGCUCUAUGGGUAUGUAUCGCAGAGUUCGAGGACGACAUUGUCAGGGAGCUUUGCGCCUCCUGUGUCUGUGUCUGGGUCGGUGGCGGCAGCGUUACGCACACAAGGAGGAGGGGCACGCCCACACCCGCAUCCACACCCGCAUCGCAGGGAGGGUCUCGUCAAACCUCAGGCUCAUGAAACUCGAACUAUGGCAACGGCGGCAGAUGCGGAUUUACGAAGUUGGUACGGCCAACAGAUCCCAUUCAGAACGUUAGUUUCUUCCGGUGCACUUGUGAAAGACUCGGAUGGGAAUUAUCGUGCGGGGGGUGGGUUUGAGAUGGGGUGGGAUGAUUGUAGUGAUACGCCCUACCUAUUCAAACCGUCCCAAACGACGGUAGUGACUUAUGAUGAUACGUGGUCGUUGGGAGAUAAAGCUGCGUUUGCGAAGGAUCGUGGGAUGGGAGGGUGUUUUACGUGGUCGGUUGAUCAGGAUGAUGAUGGGGAUGCUCUUCAGAAUGUGGUUCGGGCUAGGUUGGGGAAGUGA